Lycium ferocissimum is the source of this 997-nucleotide messenger RNA. Its product is annotated as osmotin-like protein OSML13. Gene Ontology annotation, biological process: defense response. NCBI's taxonomy places the organism in Eukaryota, Viridiplantae, Streptophyta, Magnoliopsida, Solanales, Solanaceae. The transcript is spliced from 2 exons. The record is from RefSeq and is a predicted model, not a curated record. Bases 109 to 828 code for a protein of 239 amino acids. Gene Ontology annotation, cellular component: extracellular region.
AUAAGCUCUUCAAGCAAAUCAACCAAAACCCAAUACUUAAUUAGUCCCACUUCUAAAUUAGUUUAUUACCAUACGAUAAGGUAGAAAAAAACAGUUACAGCCUCCAAAAUGAGAAUUGUAGCAACCUUUACACUUCUCCUUCUUCCAUUCCUCUUCAACUACAUCAAUGCCUCAACAAUUCAGAUAGAGAACAACUGCUCUUACACAGUCUGGGCUGCUGCAUCACCUGGUGGUGGUCGUCGUCUUGAUCAGGGCCGAACAUGGACACUUAACUGGCAAUCAGGGACACGCCCGGCCCGAGUUUGGGGCCGUACAAAUUGUAGUUUCAAUGCCAUGGGUAAAGGCCAAUGUCGAACGGGUGACUGUAACGGAGUCUUGAAUUGCACAGGAUGGGGCAAAUCGCCACAAACCUUAGCUGAAUAUGCCGAAUUUUCCAACACGGAUUUUUACGACAUCUCUCUAGUUGAUGGAUUCAACAUUCCUAUUGAGUUUCGACCAGUGACAACAAGUGGUGGAACAUGUCAACCAAUUUCAUGCAAAGGGGACAUUAAUGGACAAUGUCCAGCUCCUCUUAAGGUUCCUGGUGGAUGCAAUGAUCCUUGUAAUGUUUUUAACACAGAGGAAUAUUGUUGCACUCGGACACCAUGUGCUCCGUCGAAUUACUCGAGGUUUUUUAAGGAAAAAUGUCCUCAAGCUUAUAGUUUCCCGCAGGAUGAUGCGGCUAACACUGCUUGUCCUGCAGGGACUAAUUUUAAAGUUGUGUUCUGUCCUUUGGGCUCAAAGGCGGAGUCACUCUCCUUUGAGCUCAGAGGCGGAGUCAUGAUUUGAAGUUUAUAUUUUUUGAACCGUCACUAGGCGGACUAAUCUAUAUGUAAAUAUAUAUUAAAUGCACCAGUCAUGUUCUUAAUAUUAUAAUCAGGGUACUCUUCUUUCGCUCAUUGGGCAUCCUAAUAUUUCUCAGUAUAGCAUUGAAUAGCUUAUCUUUGCGUGUACUUCU